AUGAAAGCAGAAGGCAGAGGAAUCACCUGCUUUCUGGUCUCCUUCGCUGUGAUCUGUCUGCUGGCCACCCCCGGGGACGGGGCCUGUCCGCGUCGCUGUGCCUGUUACGUGCCGACAGAGGUGCACUGCACCUUCCGGUAUCUGACCUCCAUUCCAGACAGCAUCCCGCCCAGUGUGGAACGUAUCAAUUUAGGGUACAAUAGCUUGGUCAGAUUGACGGAAACAGAUUUUUCUGGCCUGAAUAAAUUGGAGUUACUAAUGCUGCACAGCAAUGGCAUUCACACCAUCCCAGCUAAGACCUUCUCAAAUUUGCAGGCCUUGCAGGUCUUAAAAAUGAGCUAUAACAAAGUUCGAAAGCUUGAGAAGGAUACUUUUUAUGGCCUCAGGAGCUUGACACGGUUGCAUAUGGACCACAACAAUAUUGAGUUUAUAAACCCAGAGGUUUUUUAUGGACUCACCUUUCUCCGACUAGUGCACUUGGAGGGAAAUCGGCUCACUAAUCUCCAUCCAGAUACAUUUGUCAAUUUGCGCUACCUCCAGAUAUUUAAGACAUCUUUCAUUAAGUACCUGUUCUUGUCUGAUAACUUUCUGAGCACCCUCCCUCAAGAGAUGGUCUCCUAUAUGCCCGAUCUGGAAAGCCUUUACCUUCACGGGAACCCCUGGACCUGCGACUGUCAUUUAAAAUGGUUGUCUGAUUGGAUACAGGAGAAGCCAGAUAUAAUAAAAUGCAAAAAAGACAGAAGUCCCUCCGGUCCUCAGCAAUGUCCACUUUGCAUGAACCCCAGGACUUCUAAAGGCAAGCCCUUAACUACGGUCCCAGCUGCAGCUUUCCUGUGUGCCAAGCCAACUAUUGAUCCAUCCCUGAAACUGAAGCACCUGACUAUUCUGGAAGAUAGCGGUUCUGUGUCUAUCUCUCCCCAAGAUUUCAUGGCACCCUUCGGCUCCCUCACUUUGAAUAUGACAGACCAGUCUGGAAAUGAAGCUAACAUGGCCUGCAGUAUCCAAAGGCCCUCAAGGACAUCAUCUAUUGCAUUCACAGAAGAAAAUGACUACAUCAUGCUCAAUACAUCAUUUUCUACAUUUCUGGUGUGUAACAUCGGUUACAGUCACAUUCAGGCAGUGUGGCAAAUUCUGGCUUUGUACAGUGACUCUCCUCUAAUAUUAGAAAGAAGCCACUUGCUCACUGAAACACCACAACUCUGCUACAAAUAUAAACAGGUGGCUCCUAAGCCUGAAGACCUCUUUACCAACAUAGAGGCUGAACUGAGAGCAGACCCCUCUUGGUUAAUGCAAGACCAAGUUUCCUUGCAGCUGAACAGAACUGCCACCACACUCAGUAUGUUGCAGAUCCAGUACUCUAGUGAUGCUCAAGUCACUUUACCAGGGGCAGAGAUGAGGCCAGUGAAACACAAAUGGACCAUGAUUUCCAGGGAUAACAACACUAAGCUGGAACGUACUGUUUUGGCUGGUGGGACAAUUGACCUAGACUGUCCAGGCCAAGGAGACCCCACUCCACAUUUGGAGUGGCUUCUACCUGAUGGGAGUAAAGUGAGAGCCCCUUAUGUUAGUGAGGAUGGACGAAUCCUAAUAGACAAAAGUGGAAAGCUGGAACUGCAGAUGGCUGAUAGUUUUGACACAGGUAUAUACCAUUGCAUAAGCACCAACUAUGAUGAUGCAGAUGUUCUCACCUAUAGGAUCACUGUGCUAGAGCCCUCCGUAGAACCCUAUCAUGAAAAUGGGGCUCAUCAUAUCAUUUUCAUGGGUGAAACACUUAACCUUCCAUGCUAUUCUACUGGUAUUCCAGAUGCCUCUGUUAGCUGGGUGCUUCCAGGAAACACUGUGCUCUAUCAGUCCUCGGGAGACAAGCAGAUUCUUAACAAUGGCACACUAAGAAUACUACAAGUCACCCCAAAAGACCAGGGUCAUUAUCGUUGUAUUGCAGCUAACCCAUCAGGAGUCGACUUUUUGAUUAACCAAGUGUCAAUCAAAACAAAAGGGCCAUGGCCAGUGGAGCAUAAUGUAGAAACAGAUGGGUCUGGACUUGAUGAGUUCAAUCCCAGCGUUCACCAUAAGGACCCACCAGCGGCACAGCUCCCUCCGUCUGCUCCAGCGGGAGGUGAGGCUGGAGAACAAGCGUUGAGCAUAGGUAGAAAGCACAGCUAUCGGGAGUUAACAUUCCGGCGGCGUGGAGAUGCAACACACCGACGUUUUAGGGAGCAUAGGAGGCAGUUCCCUCCCUCUGCUCGGAGAAUUGACCCACAGCACUGGGCGGCACUUUUGGAGAAAGCUAAAAAGAAUACUAUGCCAGAGAAGCGAGAAAAUAUCACAGCAAAGCCAACUCCGCUGGUCACACAACUCCGGAAAAUACCUGGUGAGGAAGGAGACUCUUCAGGCAUGCUCCCACCAGAUGAGGAAUUUAUAGUCCUGGCAACUAACAUUCCCAGUGUCCUGGCAAGGACAGUGACUGUCAAUUCCAGAAAAAUAUCCGAUAGCCCUGUGACAACUGUAACGACUGCUACCAAAGUCUCUCCAAUUGUGAGUCCACAAAUGCUACCACCUGAAAAAACAAUAGAUGUCAAACCAUCUACUACUAUUAAAACUACAGCCAUGCCAAAGAACUUAAAUACAUCAAGCAAAACACAAGGCACAAACUACCUAAAUUUAUCCACUAUCUCCCCUCUACUGCUUGAAACAACUCAAUUUCUGGAUGCUGAUGACAUGGGGCGGAGAAAGGAACAUUUGCAAAGUGCACCCCUGAUAACAGUGGGGACUGUGGUCAGAGAUGUCAAUACCAAGCUGCUCAGUAGUGCUGAUAGCAAAGCUGAUACAUUCUUAGGAUCAGAAAAUGCCACGAAUCAUCAUCAGACAUCUGUGACAGGAGGCAGUGAACCCAGGAGCAAUUACUUCUAUUUUCACAGUCCUCAAAAGCUUGGCACCCCAAGCAUCCCUUCAGGCUCAUACCCUGCUGCUCAUGCUCAGUUGCAGAUUCCUAGAAAUAGUACAACUAACAUUCCGUUAUCCAGACGCUUCGGAAGACGGAAGAAAAUUUGGGGCAGGGGGCGAAUUAUCAGUCCAUACAGAACCCCAGUUCUCCGGCGGCAUAGAUAUGGCUUUGUGAGGCCGACAGUCAGAGGUUCUUCUAAAGAAAGCACCACUGCUUUCUUUUCAUCCUCAGCGCUCACUGCAGGGUGCCCGUCCUGUUCCCCUGGAGAAGGGCUCACCACUGCUGCAGCUGCCUUCUCUUUUCCAAGUUCUUCCCCCAUCACCCUCCCCAAUGCUGGCAUGGCCAGAGUCACAUCAAAAGACUCAACAAUUCUAGUCCACAAUCCAUCAUUACUAUUUGAGAACAAAUCAAAUGUAGACGGUGAGAAAACAACACUCACAAUAAAAUAUUUCAGUGAUGAAAGUACCAAAAUGACUCCAACUGGUACAGUCGUGACUCGUGCCCCAACAUCUGCAUCUAUGGAAAAAAAUCCCAUGACAAAUAUUGGUGACCCAGGUGUGUCUUACACCAGCAAAGCUCAAAGAGACCCAAUAAUUAUAUUGCCACUUCCAGGUCCCACCAGCAAGCCAUCGAUGCCUACUACUACAGCCAUUCCAAGAUUUCCAAGAAGGAAAAUUCCCUGGCAUCAGAUGUUUGUACAUAACCAUAACCAAACAGAGAGGUUAAAGAAUCAGCAUAAAUUUGGUUCACGAGAAAGCACAGCCACCAUGCUUCCUAAAAUAUCUCCUACUUUACCCCCAGAUAAAGUUUCCCCCUUCCAUUUCACAACACACUCAGCAAAUGGGAUGCAAAUUCCAUCUAUAACAUUGGCUACAACUCACCACAGUACCCCCGAAACACAAAGUCCAACAAAGGAGCUGCCCUUCCCACCCGUUUACCCUACACUUCCUGGUAUAAACAAGGAAUCAAGUACAAGUUUCCUAUCAGUACAAACAGCCACACUGACAGCUCCUCCUACUGCCUCUGCAUCCAUCAAUAUCAAUAAAAUCCAAAUAGCCAGGCCCAGGACACAAAAAGUACAAAGCAGAAAGGAACCUCAGAAGAACAGGAAUGACCCAAACAACUCUCCUGGCCAGAGUUCUGGCUUCACUAUAUCCACUGCCGUUACAUUUCCUAUUCCAACUGCAGCGGAAACUUCAACCAAGCCCAGCUUCUCUGCUUUCACUCACCACCCCCUAGAAAAUGCCAAAGGAAUUUCAAGCACAAUUGAUCUUUAUCCAAAAACACUUAAUCGGACAGAUGUAAUGGAAGAACCACCCCAAGAGACUCAGACUUUGAAAAGCACAACUGCUUCUGAAACCAUUUCAUCCAGCAAACUCCAGCAGAAGACCACAGCUAGGAACACAACCAUGAGACACUCAACUGUGCCAUCAUUCCUGAGCAGCAGUCACACUCCACUGCCAAUUCCCACCUCCCCUCCCUUGAGUAAUCAAAAUGCAGUUGCUCACGAGACAACUCCCGUUUUCCGGAUGAUGACAAACACAAUGGUCAAGCCACGCGAACCCUCAGGGCACAAUGCUGACCUGCAGCAAUUAGCAGCAGAGGUUGCAACAUCUCCCAAGGUUCAUCCAGAUGCCAAGUUCACUACUGGAACCACUGACUUUAUCUACUCCAAUGUGUUACAUUCUACUACUAUGCCAGCACUAAUAACAGUUAAACCACUGAAAUUUAAAUGGACUCCUUCUCUCUGGUCAGAAAACCACUUUUGGUCCAAGUCAUACCCAGAAAAUGCUGAAAAAGGCAAAAAGUUGGGAGUGAGCAUGUUGCCCAGUCUAGGCUUGCCAGAGGACACCACUCAUGCUUCAAAUUGGGACAUCCAGAAGGCUGCAAAGAAGAGUGACUUUGAUAAGACACCGGCUCAAAAAAUAACAACUUCUGAACACCUUCCCUUUGACCCUUUGUCUAGGAAUAUAUUUGCAAGGCCCAGAAUAGUUGGAGGAAAAGCGGCAAGUUUUACUGUCCCCGCUAACUCAGAUGCCUUUCUUCCUUGUGAGGCUGUUGGAAAUCCCCUGCCCUCCAUCCACUGGACCAGAGUCUCAUCAGGACUUGAUUUGUCUAAAAGGAAACAGGAUAGCAGAUUCCGGGUGCUCCCCAAUGGCACCCUGUCCAUACAAAGGGUGGCCAUUCAGGACCGUGGACAGUACCUGUGCUCAGCAUCCAAUCCUUUUGGCUCAGACCGCCUUCAUGUCACCUUGUCGGUGGUUUCCUAUCCCCCAAGGAUCCUGGAGAGACGUACCAAAGAGAUCACAGUCCACUCUGGAAGCACUGUGGAACUGAAGUGUAGAGCUGAAGGCAGGCCGAGCCCUAUGAUUUCCUGGAUUCUCGCAAACCAAACAGUGAUCUCAGAAUCGUCCAAGGCGAAUAGGCAGGCCCUGGUGACAUCUGACGGAACGCUGGUCAUCCACAAUGUCAGUGUGUAUGACCGGGGCUUUUACAAAUGCAUGGCCCAGAACUCCGAUGGCCAGGAUUCACUGCUGGUUAAAAUACAAGUCAUCGCAGCUCCACCUGUUAUUUUAGAGCAAAAGAGGCAAGUCAUUGCAGGGACUUGGGGUGAAAGCCUGAAACUGCCCUGCACCGCAAAAGGAACUCCUCAGCCCAGUGUUCACUGGGUUCUCUCGGAUGGCACCGAAGUGAAACCACUACAGUUUAUUGGUUCCAAAUUGUUCUUAUUUUCAAAUGGGACUCUGUAUAUAAGAAACAUAGCCUCUUCAGACAAGGGCACUUACGAAUGCAUUGCUACCAGCUCCACUGGCUCGGAGAGAAGGGUAGUAAUUAUUACAAUGGAAGAACGGGAGACCAUCCCCAGGAUAGAAUCUGCAUCCCAGACAUGGAAUGAGGUGAAUUUUGGGGAAAAAUUACUAUUGAACUGCUCAGCCAUUGGGGAACCCAAACCCCAAAUAAUGUGGAGGCUACCAUCCAAGGCUAUUGUCGGCCAGUGGCACAGAAUGGGCAGCCGAAUUCAUGUCUACCCCAAUGGGUCCCUGUUUAUUGGAUCAAUAACAGAAAAAGAUGGCGGUGACUACCUGUGUGUGGCAAGGAACAAAAUGGGAGACGAUCUGAUACUGAUGCAUGUCAGCCUAAGGCUGAAACCUGCCAAAAUUGAUCACAAGCAACAUUUUAAAAAGCAAGUCUUUCACGGGAAAGACUUCCAAGUCGACUGCAAGGCUUCGGGCUCACCAGUGCCCCAGAUAUCUUGGAGUUUGCCUGACGGAACGAUGAUAAACAACGCAAUGCAAGCUGAUGACAGUGGCCGCCGGACCAGGAGGUAUACCCUGUUCAACAAUGGAACCUUGUACUUCAACAAAGUUGGGAUAGCAGAGGAAGGAGAUUACACUUGCUAUGCCCAGAACACGCUAGGGAAGGAUGAAAUGAAGGUCCACCUGACGGUAGUAACAGCUGCCCCACGCAUCAGGAAGGGCAACAAGGCCAACACGAGAAUCAAGGCUGGAGACACAGCCAUGCUUGACUGUGAGGUCACUGGGGAGCCCAAACCAAAAAUAUUUUGGCUGCUGCCUUCCAAUGACAUGAUUUCAUUCUCGAAAGGCAGGUACACAUUUCAUGCCAACGGCUCUUUGUCCAUCACCAGAGUCAAGCUGCUCGAUUCUGGCGAGUAUGUGUGUGUGGCCCGAAAUCCUAGUGGGGAUGACACCAAAAUGUACAAGCUGGAUGUUGUCUCCAAGCCUCCACUAAUCAAUGGUUUGUAUACCAACAAAACUGUCAUUAAAGCCACAGCGGUGAGGCAUUCCAAAAAGCAUUUUGACUGCAGAGCUGAAGGGACACCAUCUCCUCAAAUCAUGUGGAUCAUGCCAGACAAUAUUUUCCUCACAGCCCCAUACUAUGGAAGCAGAAUCACAGUCCAUAAGAAUGGAACCUUGGAAAUUAGGAAUGUGAGGCUUUCAGAUUCAGCCGAUUUUAUCUGUGUAGCUCGGAACGAAGGAGGAGAGAGUGUGCUGGUGGUACGGUUGGAAGUACUGGAAAUGCUGAGGAGACCGACAUUCAGAAACCCAUUUAAUGAAAAAAUUGUUGCCCAACUUGGAAAGUCCACGACAUUAAAUUGCUCUGUGGAUGGAAACCCACCACCUGAAAUAAUCUGGAUUUUACCAAAUGGCACACGAUUUUCCAACAGGCCACAAAAUCCUCAACAUGUGAUAGCAAGCAAUGGUUCUUUUAUCAUUUAUAAAACAACUCGGGAUGAUGCAGGAAAAUAUCGGUGUGCGGCAAGAAACAAAGUUGGCUACAUUGAGAAGUUGAUCGUCUUAGAAAUUGGUCAGAAGCCAGUUAUUCUCACUUAUGCAUCAGGAACAGUUUACUGCAUCAGUGGAGAAUCGUUAUCAUUGCAUUGUGUGUCUGAUGGAAGCCCGAAGCCAAAUAUCAAAUGGACUGUACCAAGUGGUCUUAUAAUAGAUAGGCCUCAAAUUAGUGGGAAAUACAUAUUCUAUGAAAAUGGCACCUUAGUCAUCAAAGAAACAACCGCUUAUGACAGAGGAAGCUAUAUUUGUAAGGCUCAAAACAGCGUUGGUCAUGCACUGAUUACUGUGCCAGUAAUGGUUGUAGCCUACCCUCCCCGAAUUAUAAAUCGCCCACCCAGGAGCGUCCUCACAAGGACAGGGGCGGCCGUUCAGCUCCACUGUGUGGCCCUGGGCGUCCCCAAGCCAGAGAUCACCUGGGAGAUGCCCGACCACCCCAUGCUCUCAAGGGCAAAUAAAGAGAGCACACAUGGCACUGAGCCUUUUCACCCACAAGGCACCCUAGUCAUUCUGAAUCCCCAGACCUCAGAUUCGGGAAUAUACAAGUGCACAGCCAAGAAUCUACUUGGGAGUGACUCUGCAGCAACUUACAUUCAAGUCAUCUGAUAUGACAUAAAGCUGAACAAAGUCAACAUCUGGACAGAGUUUAUUUUUUGGAAGAAGUUUAAUCAAAGGCAGCCAUAGGCAUGUAAAUGAAUUUGAAUACAUUUACAAUAUUAAAUUUAUAAUGGACAUGCAAAAAAAAAAAAGACUUGUAAAUAAAUGCAUUAUGAACUGAUACUGAUGUCUACAAUGGAUCUCCAAACAAACUUUUAACUUAAGGCACUUUUAUUUUGCCAACAAAUAACAAUGAACAUUAAGAGAAAACUGUCCACCAUAAAACAACAAGGAGCUAAUGUACCUGAAUUCAUUAAAGAAUGGACUUUUUUUCAUUACCAGUUGCCUAGUGUCCACCUUCUAUCAAUGUUACAAGCAUGGCACUGAGAACAGAGACAAUGGAAAAUGAUUAAAUUUGCAGUCUUGAUGUAAAUUUGCCAUUUUGAUGUAAAAAUAUUUUGUGGUUGGUUUAUAAAUAUUUUACUAAAAUCUACAGAAAAUGAGUCACUGACCUGUUUUGAUUAUGAUCCAUCAUUUUGUGCAUUCUGAAAAUUUCCAUUGAUGGGAAAUACAAACAUGUUUUAAUAACUGCAUUAAAAAUAAAUGCAGACUAACUUUUCCACAUGUAAAAAGCAACUUAUCACCUGUACAUCAUAAAAAGCUAGUGGGGGCUGAUUACAUCUUUGUCCAAAUUAACCCAUUAAGAAGGUUUUAAAAAUGCAAUGAAACUUCUUUAUAACUUCAAAAUCUAGCUCAGGCACCCCUGGUUUGGAGCUGUUUAUAAGGAAAAUUUUCUAAGGAAGAAACACUGCUUUAUGAGCUAUUUAUUUCAUUAAGUGGUUAUCCUUUUUUGCAACAGUAAAUGUUUGGGGAAAAAAUCUGGACUUAAUACAUAUAAUGAAGUUUCACUGCACUUAAAAUUUGUUCGACCCUACACAAAAUGUUGCUUUUUGUAAUUUACUGAAUUUAUUUAUAUUACAUGCUUAAUUCAACCUGAAUUAAUUUGGGGGACAUUAUGGUUUAUCUUUUCUAAUUCUAGAGGGUGGGAUUUUCCAGUGUAAUUUCUCCAGCAUCUAUUCAAAUAUUCACUAUUACUUAAGAAGAAUUAUAGGAGCCUUAGUAAGUGAAAAAGAAAAUGCCAUAGAGCUUGCUCAUAUAUCUCAGUGCACAAAACGGUGAGCUAUGUUAGCCCCUGACAAUCAUUUGUGACAUAUGGGGGCACUCACUUCAUCAUUGUGCUUUCAUCACACCAACUUUAAGCUGUUCCCAUCUAAGAGGUGACGUGAUUGUUACUAUCUCUGAUGUUGGCAUCCUGAGGCAGCAAGAGGUCAAGGAUACUCAUUCUAACAGUUCUCUCUCUGCUCCUGGGCCAAGGGGAGUAAAUAAAAGGACAAAUGCAACUUUACCAGGAACAAGCCUGCAGUGUAAACAGGUAUGUCUCAGGGCUUAUUGUAUCCAACUGCAUUCUAUUUCAACAUCUUAUCUUUAAGGGGAACGGAGGUUUCCAUUUAUCCCAAGACCAUUUCCUCUACCUCACAAAGCAAAUUAUCAGGUUCUGUCAAAGGAUAGGGCUUUCCCUUGCGACCGUUUAAAGCAAAUAAAUUAUUGCACUUGCUAAAAAUAAGGGGGGGGACCUCACAGGACAGAGAAUUUAGUGGGAGUUAAUAUGAUAAGACUAGAUUAAAAUUCGCAGUUGCCUUCUUUAUAAUGCACAGGCAAAAAACCAGCGUUAGGUUUUUCCUCAGCUUUCCAGAGAAUCUUUGAAUUAUAGGACCUUUCCAUGACUUAACUUCCUCACCUACAAGAGGGAUGCGACAACAACAAAGGUCUACCCUACAGUUUUCGUGUGCAAAAUGAUUCAUAAAUUAAUUUCACUUCUGCAAAAUAUAAAGUGCAUACCAAUGCUAUGCAACUGUAACACUCAUUCUUGAAACAGUGUUACUGCUGUUUGCAAUAUUGAACUACAAAAAUAUAUGGUUCAAAGGGAAAAUUGGCCUUUUAAGUACCAAGAAUUCUUGAAAAGAAAUGAAAACAACCAGGAUGGAACACGACUCACUCACUAGGCACGACAUUCACAACUCGGUUGUUUCGCCAAGGCAGUCAUUGUCAUGGCAGUGACAUUGGCAGUCAUGGAUAUAUUACUUUGAAGAAAAAUAACUUCAGGAACUCUAUGAUUCUUGAGAGGAAAAAAAAAAUACCUGAUAUACAAAACCAGCUGAAAUGUAAAGAUUCAUCUUCUGAAAGCAGAUACGUUAACUUAGUGAAAAGAAUGGUCUUAAUGUUUUGGCAAAGUCUUUUCCAGCCCAGAGUAAACACGAAAUGAGCAGGCUGGAGUGAAAUCGUUUCACAGUGUACAGAGCAGUUCGCAUGGAUGCUGCCACAGCAAAGUAAGCGGACAUGUUUUUGAGGUUGUUUGCAUGAGUCAAACUUUGCAAUGAGUAACUCACCUAAGAAGAUAGGAAUUAUCUCUAUCAUUUGCAAAAGAAAUGAUCUAGUAAAGUCGUACUAGCUACAUUGUUAAAAAAGUAGUUCUACAUGGUUUGCUCAUUAUAGACAAAUCUAUUCACAGUAUGUGUGACUACAUUACAUGUAAAAUCAUAUGGCAAAAGAAAAUGAAUUAACACAGAACAUGGGAAAAUAUCCCCCACGUGUUUUAAAAUGCCCUGCAAUUUUCACAUUCAAAAUUUUAUGCAUCUAAAUCUAAAAAAAUAUUAUAUGGAAUACUCUUAAGUUACACAAACUGAUAAUAAUUUACUGUAUUUUUUUUACUCUAAUAGGAGCAAAUUACCACAUACUUGAACAAAGUUAAAAUAGUUACUAUUUCUUUAUAAUAAAUUUGAUGUAUAAUUUACUUUACUUGUGCUUUUUGCACCAAUUUAUAAAUACAGUAUAUGUAAUACACAACCAAGACGGACACCAACAUUAAUAAUUAAAUUCAAAAUAGCAAAUACUUACCAUACAAAAUAAACAGCAAAUACAUCUUUUAUGAAAACCAGAGGUUUCUGGAUUGGGGGCCAGAUUCUCUGGAAACCAUAUGAAGUUUGAGUUCUGAGGAAUCUCAGGCCAGCUGUGAGAUUUUUUUUUUUUCUUUUUAACUCAAGUUGGCAUAAGGUUCAAGAGAACCAAAACUGGAGAGUCAUUUUUGCCAAAUCUGGCAAUAAAUAAAUGGAACAAUUCCCCCAUGGUUUGUUCGGGCCUUUAGAAUUUACAUAUUGUAUCUUCGCAAAGACUUGGGUCAAUGAUCUUGCCACUGAAAACAAAUUUGAGUACAGCUACUUCUAAUAGGCUUCCACAAGUCUCCGUGCGGCCCUUGUAGAAGCCCGGGUGUAAGUUCUUGGUCUCAGAAGUGUAAGUACUAAGCAACAAUCUGUUUCAGCACCUUUUGACCACAACAAAAGCCAAGAAAACUUCUACAUAAAUAAGAACAAAGUUUAUAAAGUGCUUAUGAAAUUACAAACAUUUCAAAUUAGAGCAAUGCAAAUAAAUGUCCAUGUCACCCUCAAAGGUGAAUACAGAAUAAAUGGGUCACUUUCCUGUCAAGAUCUGACAUGCCUUUCAAAUCAGUAGUUUGGUCCUGCACAGUUUGCAAAAAAAAAAAA
Molecule: messenger RNA, 11447 nt
Organism: Hipposideros armiger (great roundleaf bat)
Lineage: Eukaryota; Metazoa; Chordata; Mammalia; Chiroptera; Hipposideridae
Gene: IGSF10
Product: immunoglobulin superfamily member 10
Exons: 6
Coding region: 1-7857 (2618 amino acids)
Molecular function (GO): protein binding
Source: RefSeq, a predicted model, not a curated record